Molecule: messenger RNA, 963 nt
Organism: Ostrea edulis (European flat oyster)
Lineage: Eukaryota; Metazoa; Mollusca; Bivalvia; Ostreida; Ostreidae
Product: mucin-2-like
Exons: 1
Coding region: 1-963 (320 amino acids)
Source: RefSeq, a predicted model, not a curated record
AUGAUAAACAUACGUUGCAAUUUUACCCGAGUACGUCACAGACGUGUGCCCUCCCAACUACCACCACCACCGCCACCACCCAACACCACCCAACCACCAACACCACACCACCCCAACAACACCACCAACACCCACCACCCAACAACACCACCAACACCACCCAACACCAACGCCACACCACCCCAACAACACCACCAACACCCACCACCCAACAACACCACCAACACCACCCAACACCAACGCCACACCACCCCAACAACACCACCAACACCACCCAACACCAACGCCACACCACCCCAACAACACCACCACCACCCACCACCCAACAACACCACCAACACCACCCAACACCAACGCCACACCACCCCAACAACACCACCAACACCCACCACCCAACAACACCACCAACACCACCCAACACCAACGCCACACCACCCCAACAACACCACCAACACCACCCAACACCAACACCACACCACCCCAACAACAUCACCAACAUCACACCAACACCAACACCACACCACCCCAACAACACCACCAACACCCACCACCCAACAACACCACCAACACCACCCAACACCAACGCCACACCACCCCAACAACAUCACCAACACCCACCACCCAACAACACCACCCAACACCAACGCCACACCACCCCAACAACAUCACCAACACCCAACACCCAACAACACCACCCAACACCAACGCCACACCACCCCAACAACAUCACCAACACCCACCACCCAACAACACCACCCAACACCAACGCCACACCACCCAACACCAACGCCACACCACCCCAACAACACCACCAACACCCACCACCCAACAACACCACCAACACCACCCAACACCAACGCCACACCACCCCAACAACAUCACCAACACCCACCACCCAACAACAUCACCAACACCACCCAACCACCACCACCACUUUCAGUCAAUUCUUCCCACGUAGUAUAA